Penicillium expansum is the source of this 642-nucleotide messenger RNA. RefSeq lists its product as uncharacterized. NCBI's taxonomy places the organism in Eukaryota, Fungi, Ascomycota, Eurotiomycetes, Eurotiales, Aspergillaceae. Bases 1 to 642 code for a protein of 213 amino acids. The record is from RefSeq and is a predicted model, not a curated record. The transcript is spliced from 2 exons.
AUGGGCAAUAUAGUAUCCGUUCUCCGUCGACCUCGUGUUCUCCCGCAAAUAACAAUAGUUCUCACCUGGGUCUCCCCUAAAGACAUCGUCUCUCUUGUGCAAGCCACUAAGACCCUUGAAUUCAAGCGACGGGAAUUUGGCAAUCGGGUAGUCAUCGCGACAUCCGCCACUGAUGUACCAACCACAUCGUCCACGGACCAACCUGAAGAGAAAGACACAGAGCAAAUUGCGGACCGAUUUCCUCAAGGCUAUAUCUACUAUCUUCAGACCAAGGCACUGGACCGACCUAUUCACUAUAAAAGCCACAUCCGUCUCAUCGUCCUGGACCCUGGACAGCAAAUCAUUGCGCCUGGGGUCCAAAUCAUGGGCCCUCCGGCUAGAGGCUUCCUCGUAGGUCUCGAUCCGGUUCUCCCUCCAAACCUUCUCCAAAAAAUCAACGUCUGUGACAACACGCUGUCAGGGACUCAAUCGCUGGGGUAUCUUCUGUCUGGGGUUGACCAGUUUGCCGACUGGGAGAGUAGCUGGGGCGAGCUCAUUCACUGGUGGCUUCUCCUGUUGAGACCAUAUUGGUUUUCGAUUGCGUUUGCUUUGGUGUUUGUUCCACUGCUUAUCACAGUGUUGGUCAUUGUGUUUGCUCGUUAG